This is a messenger RNA of Phytophthora infestans T30-4, 1783 nucleotides long. RefSeq names its product Rab9 effector protein, putative. The record is from RefSeq and is a predicted model, not a curated record. Gene Ontology annotation, molecular function: protein binding. The transcript has 4 exons. Bases 5 to 1714 code for a protein of 569 amino acids. Lineage: Eukaryota; Oomycota; Peronosporomycetes; Peronosporales; Peronosporaceae.
GAAGAUGCCUUUGCUCUCGUUCGAAGGUGUAGAGGUGGAUCUCCCCGCGAAUCUGGCAGGAAUUCAGUUUGAGUUCACAGCAGGAUCGCUCACGAUCCACUGCUGCAACUUCACGGGGGACGUCGUGCUGUCCAAGCGAAACGGACAAGACUUGAGUAGCAAGGGCUCGAGUCCCAGCAAGAAGCGUACGAUCGACCUCAGUGCCAGUGACGACGAUGACGACGAAGCAGACGCCAAGCGACAGCGACCUAAUUUCCUCAAUGAGACCGAGCAGACCUUACUCCUCGGUCUUCAGAGUGUCAGCAAUCAGGAGGAACCCAAGGCAAAAGGGCAAAAGACAGAGGUAGAAGAAGUACAGGCAGAACCUGAUGCGGAGGAGGAGAAGAAAACUGCGACGGAUCAGGCAACGGACUCGGCGGACGCGUUGGAAUCGACGACGACAGGGGAAACAGACAAGAAAACGCCACCCAAGAAGAGCAAGAAGAGGGCCAACAACGUCAAGGAAAAAGUGAAUGUCUUCUUCUCGCCCGAGCCAAAGCAGCCGACGUCGCGUAAGCCAACACCUGAUUCCAACAAGAAGCGGAAUAAAACACCCAAGUCCUCGCCGGGUAAAUCCAUUAAAGACCUCAUGGGCGGCCCCCCGAAGCCCAAGCCAGCAGCUGCAGCGAAGUGGGAAAUGGUGGAAGCCCUGGGUAAUGCCCCUCCUGAACGCUGGGGUCAUACCGCUACGAAGAUCUCAGAGGAGCGCGUGGUGGUAUACGGUGGCACUGACGACGACGAGCGCACACUGGGAGACUUGCACGUGUUUGACAUGAAGACGCACCGAUGGUCGACUCCGCUCAACUGCGAAACGAUCACGCGCACGUGGCACGACGCUGUGUAUCUGCCCUCCAAGAACUUAGUUCUUGUGUUUGGGGGCGAGCGCAAUGCGGCAGCUGAAGGAGAGAUCGACAUCUUGUCCGACAUCAUGGUGCUAGACACGGAAUGUUUGCUGUGGUACCCGCCGGCUAUUCGAGGAUCGCCACCCUCUGCGAGAAGCGGCCACACGUGCACUGCUGUUGGGAAUGAAGUGGUGGUGUUUGGUGGUAGCGGAGGACGAAACAGACAGAGCUCAGUGCACAUCUUGGACUGCGACGACUGGAACUGGAAGGCUGCGAAAGUGGAAGGGAAACCGCCUAGUGCGCGCACAUACCACAGCGCAGUCGCUGUAGGCGAGGAUAAAAUUGUCUACUUUGGAGGCAACGGUGCUUCCAAGAGUUUCAACGCCGUGCACGUUUUGCAAAAGAUGGAGAAGAAAGCGAGUGCUGCUGUGUGGACGUGGUUCCAUCCCUGUGUUGUUGGUGUUCCUCCGCAAGAACGCACUGGGCACUCUGCGACGCUUUUGAAUGACGGCAAGAUCCUCAUUUUCGGUGGUUGGGACCCGCAGCGCGAUGACGCAACUGCAGCUACGAGUGUGUUUAGCGAUGUAUUCCUGUUGGACACGAACACUUGGGAGUGGCAACCUGUUACUUACGCAGACGAAGGAAGCGCUGACACUGCGCUGCGAGGACGCGUGGGACACGGAGCUGCGCUGGAUUGCAUCGGAAAUGUGCACCUUUUCGGCGGCCAAAAUGGCGCCGAACAGAGACUCAAAGACAUUUGCACGCUCACAGUUUCGCGGAGACAAGAGGACAAGCCAACGGACUCGACCACCAGCAGUCUAGAGAACGUCUAGAACGAGCCAAUACGGUGGUAUUGAGCAGCAAAAUAUUGUAAAAAAAAAUGUUGUGGCUUUUGAUUCAUU